Messenger RNA from Staurois parvus, 240 nucleotides. NCBI's taxonomy places the organism in Eukaryota, Metazoa, Chordata, Amphibia, Anura, Ranidae. The record is from the annotation of a GenBank genome assembly.
AUGUUUAGCAGUAAUAAUGUUUCCUGGUCCUUUCUCUCAUUAGGUAUCAUUGUUGCCGUGAUCGCGGUCCUCGUGAUCCUCAUCGUCGUGGUGCUCCGUUACAGGUACAGACACAAAGGAACGUACUUCACCAAUGAGGCCAAAGGCACGGAAUUUGCCGAGAGCGCCGACGCCGCCCUGAAAAACGACCCGUCGCUGCAGGAGUCCAUAGAUGAGUCGAAGAAAGAAUAUUUUAUCUGA